Candidula unifasciata is the source of this 373-nucleotide messenger RNA. The record is from the annotation of a GenBank genome assembly. NCBI's taxonomy places the organism in Eukaryota, Metazoa, Mollusca, Gastropoda, Stylommatophora, Geomitridae.
ACUUUACAGACAAUUCCCGGCAAUGGCGCCAAACGCUUCCAGCCCAGACUGGCCAGAAUUAGAAGGUGAAGUGGAGUUUCAGCCUGGCAAAGGGAGAUCAGCCGGGGUGCAGUCUAGCUUUCAGUUAAUUGCCCUUGCUGUCACUUCAGCGAUGGCUGUUGUUAGUGGAUUAAUUGUAGGUGUGAUCCUCAAAUGGUGUACUUUUCUUGGCCAGCCUGUCGGUGACCGUUUGUUUGAAGAUAGUCCACUCUGGACUCUCUCUGAACUUGAGAAGCAAAAAUCGUCUGCUAGUAGAAUGGAAGGGAGUAGAGCACCGCUGCUGGGAAGUUUAGGUCGAGGGGACAUCCGUUUACAAGAACUAAAAUCCUCAUGA